CUUGGUAGUGGAAAUGUCAGCAAAGACAUGCCUCGAGGAGAUAGUGCAGAGUGUAAUACCUAAAAAUUGCAGGGACGAUCAGAUAUAAAAGGAUACAAUGGAUGUUCAUCUUCAGUUCACAUCGAAACAUCACUUCACACCACUUUCAACAUGAAAAUGAUCGUAGCUCUCUUCGCCGUUAUGGCUUUAGCUCAUGCUGCCCCCCAAAACCAAGCUGAUAAAGAUGCUAUAGUAACCAAAUACGAUUCCAACAAUAUUGGUGUUGAUGGUUAUGAUUUUGUCUACGAGACCAGCAAUGGCAUCAGUCAACAAGAACAAGGUUCUCUCGUCAACCCAGGAACAGAAAAUGAAUCCAUCCAAGUAAGAGGACAAUACUCUUACGUUGGUGCUGAUGGUCGUACCUACACCGUUAUCUACGUAGCCGAUGAAAAUGGUUUCCAACCACAAGGUGAACACAUCCCCAAGUAAUCUGACAAUAAAACUGGAAGUUUCAAAGGAAUCGAACACAUAGCUACAAAUUAAGUUGUUACACUCUGUGAUUGUUAGGAGUCAAUUUUCAAAUCUUCAUUUAUUUCAUUUUCAAAUUUCAUACUUGCAUUUUAUAAUGUAUAUUGUAUAUUCCCUUUGCCGAUAAGCAUUUGAUGCUGCUAAUAUAGCCUGAGGUUCCGUUGGAAUAUGAAGAAAUUCAUCGAAUUGUUAUAUAAUCAGCCAUUUCACAAUUCGUUUAUGUGAAUUGACUUCUGUUUAUAUGUUGUACAUACUUUGAUAAUAAAUUGUAAAACGAAA
Messenger RNA from Harmonia axyridis, 786 nucleotides. RefSeq names its product endocuticle structural glycoprotein SgAbd-5-like. The coding region runs from base 151 to 468 and encodes 105 amino acids. Lineage: Eukaryota; Metazoa; Arthropoda; Insecta; Coleoptera; Coccinellidae. Gene Ontology annotation, cellular component: chitin-based extracellular matrix. The transcript is spliced from 3 exons. The record is from RefSeq and is a predicted model, not a curated record. Gene Ontology annotation, molecular function: structural constituent of chitin-based larval cuticle.